CAGGGCUUCUUGUACUGGUAUAAAUGUAGCCUCUGUGUGAGCUAGCUGCUUUCUCACAGUAGCCAUGGCUUUUCCUUACUUGUUUCUUGUCUUCUUGCUGUCUUGCACUCUGCUUCAUCAUGGAUGUGCUCGUCCCUUUCGCUCCAGGAAAGCUGCUCCAGGUAAAGAAGAUGACGAUAUGAAGGCACAAAUUGAUAAACUAUGGCAAGAGGUGAACUCCUUGAAGGAGAUGCAAGCGCUGCAAACAGUUUGUCUUCGUGGCAUUAAAGCUCAUAAGAAGUGUUACCUGGUCAUUGAAGAGCCCAAGCAUUAUCAUGAGGCCAAUGAGGACUGCAUUGCUCAGGGUGGAACCUUGGCCACGCCCCGAAACCUGAAGGAAAACAAUGACCUACGAGACUAUGCCAAACUCAGCUCACCAGGCACCAAAGACUUCUGGAUAGGAGUGACCGAUAUUGUUAAAGAAGGCCAGUAUGUCGAUGUCAACAGCAUGCCCAUCACUUACUUCAACUGGGAUCGUGCAAAGAAAGAGCCGACAGGGGGAAAACGAGAGAGCUGUGCUGUGCUCUCGCUCUCUGCACAGGGCAAGUGGCAUGAUGAGGUGUGUCGUACUGAGAAGAGAUACAUAUGUGAAUACCUCAUUCCUUAAUAUAUGUUUAAUAUGCAAUGCUCUAUGCAUGGUGACAGUUUCAUCACUGAUGCUAGUUAGUAAUGCUGUGUAAGGAUGCAAUGUCAUGUUCCACAGAUUCGUUAUAGCAUUAAAUGUCUGGUCAAAGAGUGACUGCAGUCUGUGCAAUAUCACACCUUCAUUAACUAAUUAAUUAAUAUCAGUAUUAUUAAGCAGCAGUUGUUGUUAUUCCCCCAUUAUGAGUUCCCCCAUAUUGAACAAAAAAACAACAACAAAGAAACAUACCCUUUUGAAUGCAGAAAUUAAGGUCAUAUUUGGUUUCUCAAACCUUCACUUUUUUCCCAUAUCUGGAUCACAAGAACAUUGAGUCCCCAUAAAGCAUUCUGAGUUUAGUCUCCCAAAAAUGUAGUAAGUACAAGAAAAUUUGUGUGUGUUUUCACUUUCUUAUCUUAGUUUUAUUUCGUAUCUGUUUUAAGGCCUAUUUUACCUUAAAAUUACAAAUUACAGUGAUUGGUCGACUAAAUAACAUUUUGGUAUCAUACCACACAGCUACAAAGUCCUAAAUUCAACCCUUAAUUCAAAUGAAUUGAUAUAAUACAAUAUGUUUUAAUAUAAGCAAACAUAUAUCUAUUCUUAUCUGAAUAUAUAAAAAUAUUUAUACCUUUAAACAAAGUGUACACUGUGUACUUUUGUGCUUACAAGAGUAAAUAUUUAUUAUGUACAUGACGGACACGUGAUAAUUUAUUGUGAUGAGAUGGCCUGUAAAAUAAUGUGGGCAAAUAUAUGAUGUAUUAGGAAUACAAAACAAGAUAGCAGUCUAUUAUAUGCAGCUUAAAGAUGAAUUGUUUUCCUAGAACAGCACAUCCUGAUGUAUAUUAUACCAUAGCAAUUUUCCGGCGCCUACAUUUUUAGUAAUCAGUGACAUAUCUUGCAUUUGAACUUUUUCUAGGUACUUUUAAAGAUGAUGAGUAACUCAAGUAAUCGCUUACAUUAUAGCACCAUCACAAGCCUCUCUCUUGCCAGGCUUUUUUUUAAAUUUAUUUUAUUAGUAAGAAAAAAACAACAAACAACACCAAAAAUAAAAAGCUCAGCUUGUCAUAUUAACAAGA
Molecule: messenger RNA, 1734 nt
Organism: Tachysurus vachellii
Lineage: Eukaryota; Metazoa; Chordata; Actinopteri; Siluriformes; Bagridae
Gene: clec3a
Product: C-type lectin domain family 3, member A
Exons: 3
Coding region: 65-646 (193 amino acids)
Source: RefSeq, a predicted model, not a curated record